Molecule: messenger RNA, 3207 nt
Organism: Oncorhynchus keta (chum salmon)
Lineage: Eukaryota; Metazoa; Chordata; Actinopteri; Salmoniformes; Salmonidae
Product: E3 ubiquitin-protein ligase RNF38-like
Exons: 12
Coding region: 599-2476 (625 amino acids)
Source: RefSeq, a predicted model, not a curated record
AUAUUCUAGGUGUGGUAUGUCUUUGAGGAUUUUUGCACAAUGUAACGAAUGUGUCGUCAGAGAUUUAUGUACUCGAUUAGAUCGGUCUGACCAGAGAUCUGAAAAUCCCAAUGAUUGAUCUCCGUUUACGCUCCCCACUGACAUCUCCAGAGAAAACACCACUGGCUUCAGCCGUGAAUGUACAUUUCGUGGUGGGGAUUUAAAUCGUAUGAAGAACAACAUUAUUUGAAGAUCGGGCAAGGCAUUCGACCGCGCCUAUCUCGGAUCAACCAACAUCGUCUGAAAAGGGAUACAAAUAAAGCCGUUUUUGGAGUGUUGACUGACAGUGACGCGCAACACCGGCAGAGGGGAGAGCUGACAGGAAAUACCCAUCGCUGCUGAUGGUGUACGAACGACAGUAGAGGACUACUCGUACACCCGCCGCUUUCCGUUUUACCUACGCCCCAAACCAAGCGGUUCAUGCGAAGGAAGAUACUCUCUAGAACAGGCCGAUUAGGAAGAUAGCAAGGAGUGGCGGCCAGGCGAGAGGGAGGCUACGGCAAACCAUCUCUCCCAGAUAUACCUCCAUUACGCCCACCAACCACCGCCUCCUUCAGCCAUGGAUCCGCCGAGGACUCGGUCACGUUCAGGUUUCUUUCAUUAUGGCAUGAACGGUGGUGGCAACGGCAAUAACACCAUCAAUAAUGGGAACAUGAUGAAUGCCAGCGGAGGGAUCGGGGUGAAUUACCCUCAACAGAACAACCCUGGCUGGGUUCCGCACGGAGCGCGCGGUAGCUAUUCGGAGAACCAGCACACCCAGGGGAACUACCUGUCCGGUGUGGCGCAACGCCACCCUUCCCACGGAGCACACAGACACCCCGGCACCGGUGUCCUGCACUUCCACCCUGAUAACAUCUGCAGUGAUGAGCGGGACAAGAUGGAGGACAGUCCUAGCCCAAAGCGACAGCGUCUUUCCCAGCAGUCUAUGUUAGAUCUGAGCUCUGCCCCUCCCUCCACCCCAUCCUCUCCCAUUCGUCCCUGGGAGCUACCCCACACCCCCACUACCUGGGCCACACCCCCACCCAGUCGCAGGCCACACCCCCACUACCUGCCAGAGCGAUGCCACACUCCUGUUCGCAACCGCCGCAGUCCUCCAAUGAGACGCCAGCGUGGCCGCCGUGACCGUCUCACCUCCCACCCUCAUCACAACUCUCACCCCCAACAACAACAACAUCAUCAUCACCACUACCACCACCAUCACCACAACCCACACCAUCAUCAUUCUCACCCCCACCACGGCCUCUCAGCAGGGCCUCAGGAUGAGAACUACCGCCACCCCGUCCCCCCUCAGAGUUACCCCUACAACCAGCAACCCCCCCGGGGGCCAGAGGAGCGCCCCUACCACCCCCCCAACCUAUCCCCACGCCCCCUCCACCACCCUCCUAACCUGUCCCCCAGGCUGAUGCACCCUGCUGCCCACCCCCAGCACCCCCCUCAGCAGCAGAGCAGUGUGGUGCUCGACCUUCAUGACCAGGGUUCUUCUCAGGUGUCGUACCCGGUCUCUCCCCCUGGCGCACCCCCUGGCCUGUCUCCCCGCUCUGCCCCCCCGCAGCUCCCAGCAUGCUCGGUGGUCUUCAGUGGACAACACUACCCUGUCUGCAGUGUUCCUCCAUCGGUUCUGCAGACAUGCUCUGUGCAGCACCUUCCCAUGCCCUACCCAUUCCCCUCCCUGCUGUCCAGUGACCCCACCUUUCUCCUGCCCCCUCCCCACCUGUCCCACCAUCCCCCUCACCUCCCCCACCAUCCCCCUCACCUCCCCCAGCCUGGACAGUUUGGACCCUACCCCACACAGCAGGCCAGAUCGCCAUUACAGAGGAUAGAGAAUGACGUGGAGCUGUUGGGGGAACACUUGUCCUUAGGGGCGGGUCUCCACUACCCCCCCGCAGCCCACCCCGGCCUGCCCCCCCACUCCACACAGCUCCACUUCCUUUCCCAUGAUCCACUGCCACAGGAGUUCUUUGGAGUGUCAUAUCCCAGCUUCAUGCCACGACGUAUCCCAGGACGACGCUACCGCUCCCAGCAGCCACUGCCACCCUCGCCUUACCACCCCAGUUUCCUGCCUUACUUCCUCUCCAUGCUGCCAGUCCAGCCAACAGGCCCUGCCAUCAGCCUGGAGCUGGACGUAGAUGACGGAGAGGUGGAGAACUAUGAGGCCCUUCUCAACCUGGCUGAGCGUCUUGGAGAGGCCAAACUCAGAGGACUGACCAAGGGAGACAUUGAACAGCUGCCUUCCUAUAGGUUCAACCCCAACAACCACCAAUCAGAACAGACGCUGUGUGUGGUGUGUAUGAGUGACUUUGAGUCUCGUCAGCUGCUGCGGGUUCUACCCUGCAGUCACGAGUUCCAUGGGAAGUGUGUGGACAAGUGGCUCAGGGCUAACAGGACGUGUCCCAUCUGUAGGGCUGAUGCCUCCGAGGUCCAGCGAGACUCGGAGUGACCAGCAGGGGGCACAACCACGCUGACAGUUGUAGCACUGCCCUCCAUCUCUCCUUUAGCGCUCUUGCCCUUCUGUCCUCUCUUUAUACUCCAUUCCCACUGGUCCAGCACACACCCAUUGCAUCUCUCUAGCUCUGAAUGUCCUUCAGCUGGUGUGUGUGCAGGAACGUGUCUAUCUGUAUGAUUCCUGGCGUUGGUAUGUACCAGCGUUGUGUGUGUGUGUGUGUGUGUGUAUGAUACUGUAUUUUAGUGUUUCUGAUCGUGUGUGUGUUUAGACUUGGGUGUCCACACGGACCUCUCCAUGUAGUUGACACGUAAAGGUCCAUGCCACUGCGCUGCCUCUCUGUAGAACUUCUGUUUGUUUUUGUUCAGUUUCUCUGCCUGGCUGUUUACCUUGUCAUUCCUGUUGCUCAUUGUUACCACGACAACAUCUUUCACUGUAUUCCUCUGAAGUUUCUCUUAUUCUAUUUCUCUUUAUUUUUGUUCCUUAUUAAAUAUGAUCAGUUUGUCUGACUGCAGUGGCACAUAUAUAUAUAUACUGUAUAAAUAUAUGAAUAUCUGUAUACCAAAUAAAAGGCUUGACAUUAACUUUUUUAAAUCACAUUUUGUACAGGUUUGUUUUUUUUGUAUUAUGAGCUGUGGUGCAGUUAGGUUUGAUUGUGCUCAAUUGAUUUGUGUUCUGGAUGUGUUAGACUAGGUGGUGGUUCGUUAAUAAAAGACAUUAUACACUGA